AUGAUAUUAUAAUUGUCACUCCUAGCUAUUUUAGGAAAUGCCUACUAAUUACUAAAAACAAUUGAACUAGAAGUAAUCAACAAUAUUUCAGAAAAAUUAAACCUUGAAACCAAUAACGAAAGCUUGCUUUUAGCGUUCUAUUUUGAAAAAGCAAGUUAUCCUUUGGCUCUAGUCUCAAAUGAGAAAAUUAUUGACUCAGAUUUCAAUAGGACAACUAAACCAAAAUUUAUUGAGAGUAGAAAAGAAAUUUAUUUUGACUAUGAGUCCAUAUAGACCCAUAAUAAUAUACAUUUAAUUGAAAUUUCAAAAGGGAAUGAGGUUUAUUAUUAUAUUAGAAAUGGAUUUAAACCUUUUAAAGUAAAAUUAGAAGUUUAUUCGAAACCUCACUCUACAUGUAUAAACAACUGUUAAGGUUAUUCUUUAAAUAAAAUAAUUCAAAAUGCAAGCUGCACUUCAAAGUGUGAAUGUUAGAGUGGAUAUUUUGGAUCAUACUGUUAAUUUGAACUAUAAAAUAUUGAAAAAGAUGUAGAGUAUGAAAUUCAAUUGAUGGCUCGUAAGAUUAUAUAUUUAUCUUACUAAUUCAAUGAAUAGGCUGUGUUAAUUGCAGAAGAUGUGAAUGAACCAAUAAGUAAGUUAUUUUUAUAUAUUUAGCUGUAAGUUUUGGAAUUUUAGGUUUGAAAGGUUAUGAAAUACCUGAUUCAACAUCAUAUACAGCUAUUUUACAUAAUUAACUUAGUCUAACAAAAUUGAUGCAAAAUUUACAUUCAUAGUUUAAGAAUUCUUCAACUCUGGUAAUUGGUUUGUAAUGUAAAACUAAUUAAACAUUUAAAUUACGUAUAAAAUAAGAAUAAAUUCCAAAAAUAUGGGAUGGUAAUUGGAUAUUUUUGAUUUUUGCAUCCUUCAACAUUUUUAUUAUAAUUAUUUGUUUUGGUAUUACAAACUUAUGUAAAAAGAAGGAUAUUAAAAUUAAAAAAAAGAAGAUUAAAGUAAGACCCCCUCAAAUAUAGGAAAAUCCAAAAAAUUUUAGUGGAUAAUUUUUCGAUAAAUACUUUGAAAUAUUUGAUUAUGAAGAUUUCAUUAAAUAAAAUCAAGAAUAUUAAUCAAAUACAUAAUGUGUAGUAUGCUUAGAUAAUUUAAAUCAAAAAGAAAUUAGUGUAAAUAUUUGUGGACACAUUUUUCAUCAUCUAUGUUUAAAGAAAUGGUUGAUGAAAGUGUUAACAUGUCCAUCCUGUCGAUAGUAGAUUACUUAUUAAUAAGUGAUCCAAGGAGGUUGGAUAGGAAGUAAGCUUUCUUAAAGCCCAUUGCAUCCUAAAUCUAAUCCAAAUUGUUAAUUAGUUAAUGAUAGUAAUAUACUUAUUGAGAAUAAUGAUAAUAUAGCAAUUGUUGAUAAACAAGAUAAUAAUGAAAAUUAGGAUUCUUGA
Paramecium pentaurelia is the source of this 1421-nucleotide messenger RNA. The record is from the annotation of a GenBank genome assembly. NCBI's taxonomy places the organism in Eukaryota, Ciliophora, Oligohymenophorea, Peniculida, Parameciidae.